AUGUAUACAUUUUCCUUCGUCAUCCUUCUGUGUGUACUAUGUUGCAAUCUAGUACUGUGUGACUUUGAACAACAACCGAAAAUAUUCAUUGAAGAUGAUGGCAACCUCAUUUUGGAGGCGGUUUAUGAUAAAGAUAUUGUAUUUUCUUUAUCGCCAAACUCUGCUCUGAAUAUAAAUGAUGUCAAUUUAAUGGAAAUUUUGAAUGCUCUUCAAGAAAACAAUACACAGGUAGAAGCAAAUAGCAUGGUUUCGACAGACGAAUUGACUAAGCAGUUAAAUGCCUUUAAACGGGACUUACGCGGUUUAGAAAGAAGGCUUAGAAAUUAUGUAAAUAGAACACGGUUUAACAAGUUAAGACGAGACUUGCGAUCCGGUUUAUUUAAAAUCCGACAACUACAGGGCCGCAUUGAAUCGAUCGAAAGAGAUGCUAGAAUAGAUGAGUGCACUGUCAAUAAUACGAUUCCAUGUAAAAAUGGUGGCUCCUGCUAUGAUCAAUUCAAUGAUUUCAUUUGCUUAUGCACAGAAGGAUGGGUGGGAAAAACUUGUGAUAGUGACGUUGAUGAGUGUGCUCAAUUCAACAAUACUGAUCUAGGAUGCCAAAAUAAUGGACGAUGUAUUAAUACUCCAGGAAGUUAUCGUUGUGAGUGUGCUGCUGGUUUUUCUGGUAUUCACUGCCGUCUUCGUGAGAUGAUUUGUGAAAAAUAUAAUGGAGACGAACUCUGCGGCCAUGGCACAUGUGUGAGCGCCAAUAAUAUACAUAACUACACUUGCAUUUGCGAUGUUGGCUGGACAUAUACAAAUUCUUCUCCAGCAUGUGUAAUCGAUAUUAACGAAUGUGAGCUUCACACUAAUCCUUGCCAUAGUGAGUGUAUUAAUAUGCCAGGUAGUUUUAAAUGUGGUCCAUGUCCAAAUGGAUACACUGGAAAUGGCAUUACUUGUCUUGACCUGAAUGAGUGCGCUAUCGAUAAUGGUGGUUGCAGUUUAAUACCGAAAGUAAACUGUAUAAAUACUGAGGGAUCAUAUCACUGUGGCAAUUGUCCAGAAGGUUGGUUGGGUGAUGGUCAUAUUUGUAUACCGGCUCCUUCCAAUGAUUGUAGUUCAGAAAAUAUUUGUCAUCCUAAAGCAAAAUGUGAGUAUAUAUCGGAUACAGUGGUUUGCACUUGUUCAGUCGGUUUGUCUGGUCACGGUUUUGGGGAAAAUGGUUGUAAAUCGGAAAUAGCCACACAUCCAUGUGAGAAUCAUGAAUGUAAGAAUAACGGAACAUGUGAAGUGAAUGGUGAGGGCACUCGUUGUAUAUGUCCUGAAGGCUAUAUGGGUGCUACAUGUGAAAAAAAUGACGCAUGCCAUCCAAAUCCAUGUUCAAAUGGUGGUAGUUGUAAGUUGGCUCCGAAAAAUAAGUAUCGUUGUGCAUGUCAACGUGGCACUACAGGAAAAAACUGUGAAAUACAACGUGAAAUUUGCGGUUCCGUUUUGAGACAAGAAACAGGAGAAGUGAUCUAUCCACCAGAGGGUGGUAACUACGAAAAUAGAGAACGUUGCGCAUGGAUCAUACGUACCACAACUAAUAAAAUUCUCAAUAUAACUUUCAGUAAAUUUGAUUUGCAAACGUCGCUUGACUGCAGCAAAGAUUUUCUGCAAAUACACGAUGGUCGUUCACUCAGUGCGCAGCUUGUGGGACGCUUCUGUGGAAGCGAUUUGCCUCGCGGCGGUACCAUUAUAACUUCUCAUCAAGAAGUAUUUUUUUGGUUUCGUACGGAUAAUGAAACUACUUCAACUGGCUUUAAAUUUUCGUGGGUAUCACAGCCUCACACAUGUGGUGGUCAAUUUGAAUUGGGUAUGGGUAACAGCGAUGUAAUAAAGUCUCCAGGCUAUCCCGGAAAGACACCUAUUAACCGUGAAUGUGAAUGGGAGUUGGAAGCGAGUUUUGGUUAUCGAUUUGUAUUGCGCUUUUAUGAAAUUAAUCUUGGUGGUGAUUCUAAUUGUACACAAGAUACGCUAAAGAUUUACGACUCAGAUCGCCUCGUGAAAACUUUCUGCGAGUCUGAAAAACCUGCUCCUUUCUAUACAUCUUCAAAUAUAAUUAGCAUACAUUUCCACACAGAUGCUUUUCGAGAAGACAGUUCAUUUCAAUUACAUUAUGAGGUGAUACCAAGUUCACCGAACUGUGGUGGAAUUUUCACUGAGCCAAGAGCUACCAUCGGCGGCCACAUAAAUGCAGAAAUUUGUCUUUAUCUAAUACAGCAGCCCCCAGGUACUAAAAUAAAACUAGAAAUUUUAAAUUAUAAUUUAUUGGAUAGCGAUGAUUGUGAUUUGCAAAAAGUUGAAAUUUUUAAUGGAAAAACUGACGAAUAUCCAUUGGAGAAACGAAUAUGUGGUGAUUUCAAGUCAGUGAGUCCGAUUAUAUCGGAGGGAAAUUACUUGCUUAUACGGUAUGAGUACGCGGUUGUAGGCUUAAAAAUUGACACAUUGUCUUUUGAAGCAAGAUAUAGUCGGAUUUGUGAGGACAAAUUUUUCGGUCCUGAUGAUGGAAUUUUUAUGACACCCAAUUAUCCUAACCCCUAUUUUGAUCAUAUGACUUGUACAUAUGACAUUUAUGGUCCAUUGGGGAGUGUGAUCCAUAUUAAGUUUGCAGAUUUUCAAAUAUCUGAAAGUGUGCCAACGCUUCUGGAUGAAGAUGGCCACAAUGUGAAAUUGAAGCAACUUAACGACAGUGAUGUUGAUGAAAAUCUUAAUUUUGUUGAGGUUUAUCUAUCUAAGAUAAGUAAACGUCGAUUUUAUAAGAAUGCUACUCCAGAACCAUUGGUAUCCAGCCAAAAUCACUUGCGUAUUAUUUUCAAAACGGCAGAAAAUAGUCGUAGGGCGAGAGGAUUAAAAAUAGAAUAUUCUUUUGAAACUGUGCGUUGUGGUGGAAUUUUCACGGAAUCACGUAACAGUUACGAAAGCAACGAGAAGCUCAGUGACGUCUCUUAUUGUGAAUGGAUUAUUGAAGCACCAGAAAAUAAACACAUAUCUUUGACUCUAACCUACACACCACCACAAAAUGCCAAUAACUUCAGUCUUUCCUUGCAUUCAAAACUACCUGAUACCAAAGACGAAAAGCUUCUGGCUAGUUACUCUCAAAAUAUUUAUUUGAAUGAAGUGUUUCACACGAGUGUAUUGACAAUAAAGUCUGUUAAUGGCUUAACUAAUUCUUCUGACUACUUUCCGGCGUAUAUAUCUUUCAAUUAUACUUUAGUGGAUAGUGCGGAAAACUGUGGUGGAAAUUUCAGUACAAGGUUCGGUGUACUUACGUCACCUGGUUGGCCAAUGCCUUACGGUAAUGACUUGGAUUGUGUAUGGAUUAUAAUGGCGCCACUCGGUCACACAAUAGAACUUGUGCCUAAGGAAUUCGGUUUGGAGCAAGUUUCGACUGUAUGCGAUGAUGAUUUCUUAGAGAUAAGACAAUUCGUAUAA
Messenger RNA from Teleopsis dalmanni, 3453 nucleotides. RefSeq names its product cubilin homolog. The coding region runs from base 1 to 3453 and encodes 1150 amino acids. Gene Ontology annotation, molecular function: calcium ion binding. The transcript has 11 exons. The record is from RefSeq and is a predicted model, not a curated record. NCBI's taxonomy places the organism in Eukaryota, Metazoa, Arthropoda, Insecta, Diptera, Diopsidae.